AUGAGCGCCGACGAAGCUGGAGAGACGGCAGCCAUUUCCGCUACAAAUGGCGACUCGCAUGAUACCACUACGAUGGCAACUCCCGGAAAGAGGAAGCGGUCCGCCCAAGAUGAUUCCAGUUCCUCUGCGUCGCGCGAUCGAGCAAACCUCCACGAAACCCUCAGCAGCUUGAUCAGACUUCUACUCAAGCAUGACACCGAGCUCCAACUCCUUUCCUGCCCCUUCCCAUCAUCUACAACUAAGCCUCGAACGAAGCGCGCAAAGGUUUCUGGUGACCAAGAUACCUCCAGCAUUCAAACGCGCGUCAACUCGGACCGAUACAGCACCCUGCAGGAAUUUCUUUCUGAUAUUGAAAAAGCAUCGGCUGCUGUAAUUGAGCGCAACCAAGGUCAGACCAAUGGUACAAGAGACGACGGUGCGCCCUUGACCGAAGUGGUCAAUCAAAUUGCCGCAUUCAAAAAACACAUGAACAGCUUAGUUGGCCAGACUUUCGUCAACCAGGCUGAAAUUAAGACCGAGGCGAUGGAAGACGAUGAUGACAGCUCGACAGAUCUCCAUGCGAUCAACUUCUGUACUCGCGAGGACAAACACGCGUUGACGCUCUUUGGAAACCCAGCGCACCCCCGGCAGCUGUUUUCAAGUCUUCAAAAAUCCAUGAAGGUGCCAUUGCAGUCCGAGUCUGGGCCUGAGAAGUUCGUCGAAGUACAGGAGGAGUUGCGCGAGACCGCUUUGCCUAAUGGAAUCACUACCACGAAGGUUGCUCCUUUCAACCUCGCUGCCGCGUCUCAGCCGAAGCGAACAUUUGGUGAAGUGUUCGCUCCACGUGCUUCAUUGCCACAGUUAGAGCCUCCGCGCAAAAGAUCCUACCGGAGUAACUCGGUCACCUGGAUUGAUCGCUUCGACGCUACUUUCGAUAGCAAAUCAUUCCUGGGUGAGCGAAGCAACUAUUGCCUUGCACCUCUUCCCUCUACCCAAUGGAUUCAAUACGGCGGAAUUACAUCGUCACCGGCAUACUGGGACCGUGUUGAGAAACAACAUACAGACUCAGAUAUUGUUCACAAAUCGGGCGAUCCUGCUCUUUGGACGGGCAUUGAUUCAUCUGCUCUCCAGGGCGUCUUUUCCUCAUUUGCACCCUCUUUCGACAGCUCCAAUUCAAUCGUGCAGCGUGAUUCAAAGAACAUGGUUUGGUGGGGACAACGAGGUGCGAGCCGCCUGAGCACCUUGCUGUCUAUUCCCUUUGACGGAGAAACAAAACAAGAUGACACAACAGCUCAACCUGGCAAUAUCGGUGAACUCGAUGAGAGUGCUCUAGACGAGAUGGUCAAGUCAUUCAACCCUGAGGACUUUGUUCAAGAUAUUACACAACUCGAUGUCAAGACUGAAGAGGACCCCGAAUCCAGAGAGAUCAAGGAAAUGCUAGGCGAUAUUUCUGGAUUGCUCGAUACCCUCAGUUCUUACCAGCGGAUUCGAAACCUCGACCAACCUUCUUCAUCAUCCACCCACCAGGAAUCUGAGACAAAUGGAACCCCUGCUCCUGAUUCUAGCGACCUGAACACGCCGUCUGAUGCGGAGUUCAGCGUCUAUGAGACGCUCAAAUCAAGUCUCGUAACAAUCAUCGGCACUCUACCUCCUUAUGCAGUUGCUAAGUUGGAUGGUCACCAGCUAUCUGAAUUGAACAUCAGCCAAAAGAUUUUGAUUGAUACUCCCGACUACAACGGUACCAUGGAGAAGGACGACUUUACUUUAUCGCAAGAAAGGGCUGCAGCAAUGAUGGCGGCAACCGCUGCGGCAAACCGGAACUCCACACCCUCUUCCCAGCGACCUCCUAAUUACACAGGGUCUCAGUCUAGCUACAACCAGCGUGCUUUUGCCUCCAACGCCCGUCUUUCACAAUCCCAACCAGGUUUCCAGGGUACCCCUCAGCAAGUGCGCCAACCCUCAGUACCAACCACAUACACCCAGGCUUAUGGAGCGGGUCGUCCACCCAGCACACCCAGCCAACAACGCCCCGGCCACCCUUCUCAAUACUCACAAUCGAGUCAAGGCCAGUACCAGCGCCCUGCUCCUAACGGCUAUUAUGCCGCACAACAAGGGCAAUCAUCUCAAGGCACACCACAACCCUACACAGCACGACCUGGUCAGCCCGGUUUCAAUGCCACACCACAGGGUCGCACGUCCUACACUCCCGCGGGCUCCACCCAACCCCAACGAGUCCAAUAUCCAAACCAAACCCCUUCCCAGGGCGGCUUUGCUGCGAACUCCGCAGCAGCUGCCACAUAUGCCCGCAGUGCCGCGGAACAAGCUGCACUGAUGGACCGUAAUAAGGCCCAACUGGCAGCCCAGCAGACCAGACACAGCCCAUCAACCCCCCAGCCACAGGGUCUGGAGUCACAAGAUGGCAGCGCAACACCGGGAAGCAGGCAGAAUGGUACUCCUGCUUAA
Messenger RNA from Penicillium antarcticum, 2442 nucleotides. RefSeq lists its product as uncharacterized. The coding region runs from base 1 to 2442 and encodes 813 amino acids. The record is from RefSeq and is a predicted model, not a curated record. The transcript has 2 exons. NCBI's taxonomy places the organism in Eukaryota, Fungi, Ascomycota, Eurotiomycetes, Eurotiales, Aspergillaceae.